AUGACGACACCACGGGUGAAUGACGCGGAUAUCGCGCUUAAUGACGCGCCUAUAGCCAAACGUCAGCGUCUGUCCGAUGCUGUAUCAUCUUCUCAUGCAAUUGGCCGUGUGCUGGAUGUGGAAUUGGUGGUACGAGGGCUUCUAGCGAUGUUGGAUUUGGCCUCUUUAGCAAGUUUUCUGGAAGUUUUAGCAGUGGAUGAGACGUGGCGAGAAGUUUUGACGCAUGAGACACUUUGGAAGGAGCUGGUGGUAAUACAUUUUGCGGGGAAUUUGCCAUCUGAUGAGCAGUUUAAUGAUGAGAAUGAGAACGAAGAAGAAGAUGGCGAUUAUGGAGAUUAUGGAGAAGGAGAAGAAGAAGAAGAAAUUAAUGACAAUGAACCGGAUCUUUUGGAGCUGCUGGAGGGUGACAUGGACGUAGAAGACGAUGCUUCUUUAUUGGAGGAAAAUCUGGAGAACGAAGACGAUGAGGUAGACGAAGCGAUUGUCUCUUCUUCUUCUUCUUCUUCUCCUUCUCGUUCUAGAACUGGGCACAGUGAUACUGUUGUAUCGGGUCAAGUACAGCAAAUGACCAUAGGAACGGAUGAGGAGACGGUGCAGGGGACAUCGACGACGUGGCUUGCGGAUGCGCCAAGUCAGAAAUUGCUGAAUGCAGCUUGCCCCGAUCUUAAAGAGUUUUUGCGGUCGUUAGAGCAGUUGAUCCAGUUUGAUGCAUGUGUGCAAAUAAUAAGAGGAGAUAUCGGUGAUAUUAAGAUGGUGGGGAAACAACCACUGGAUGCAUUGGCUUUUCCGACAGCGACUUUUAUGAGGAAUCCUCAUUCUGGUGUGGCAUCAGUGAUAUUUCGGCGAGCAGGAGAAGGUCUGAGUGAGCAUGUUCGGACGCUCGAUGUCCGACUGGAAGUUGGACAAGUGCAUGUCACACCGGGCUUUGAUGCAGGUGUUGCCAAGCUUAUUCACUGUGUCGGUCCGAGCGGAUUCAAUCCACACUGUUUGAGAGAUUUGCAACUGACGUACAGAAGUGUAUUACGCUGCAUCCAGACAGAAAAUUUGAGCUGUGUGGCCAUGGCGUCCAUUUCGACGGGGAACAAUGGCAUGCCGGUUGAUAAAGCCGCGUGGUUUGCACUGUGUGCCAUUCAGCGCUACAUGCGUUCCGCAGACUGGAAGGCGACAAUUGCCAUUGUAUGCUUCGAAGCGGACGUGUAUGCCGCGUUUGCUCAAAGCAAAGGCAAGUUAUUGACUCAAUUUAACGCGGAAAACGUGCGGGCUACUCCUCCGCUUCGGAACUGGUAA
Molecule: messenger RNA, 1287 nt
Organism: Peronospora farinosa
Lineage: Eukaryota; Oomycota; Peronosporomycetes; Peronosporales; Peronosporaceae
Source: the annotation of a GenBank genome assembly